CAGUGGGAGGAUUAAGAGUUUAUGGGUGGGUGUAUUUGAGAGGAAAGGAUCUGUUUUCCCUCCAGCAUGGAAACUGAAGGGCCGUUGGGAUGUCUGUGGUAGGGAGCAGUUUGGGUCUGCCUGUAACAAUCCCUCUGCUACGAAAUAGCUGCUAAGCACUGCUGCAAACUACAAGAGCUGGCUGCGAACAGUCAAGCUACGCUGACCAGAAAGAAGAUAGCAGGCAUCUGUAUGACUUAACCAGGAAGUGUAACAAUCUAGCAAAGAGGCCAAACACCAGAACAAGAGAAUGGCAGAAAAUGGAGACCAAGAGUCUCCUCAGGUUUGCCCAGCUCAAGAAUGGAGGAGACAAGUGAUGGAGAAGACUUCCCAGGCCCAAGAGACUGAAAAUGCACCGAGGACCGGUCAAGAAAAGGUGGUGGAGGAUUCUGGUGCUGUCCAACUGCAAGCCUCUCCAGAAAUAGAAACGCUAGGCCCCCAAGAGACGAGCUGUGUGUCUGGAAGCCCUCUAACAGUCGGCGAAGAGCUUUCAUCAGAGGAAAGACCAGUGAGUUCUGAUGGCAUUUCUCUGAAAACAUACCCUGUGGAAUCUCCAGGCCUUCUGAACCUUACCACAAGAUGUCCUCCAAACCCAAUGAAGUUACCAGACUGCUCCCCGGAGAAAGACGCGGUAUCUUCAUUAGGUGAAAAGAAAGUGCAUUCAGUGCUAGCUGCUGUGGAGGAGAACAUCCCAGAGGAACCCACAAUAGAAGAGGAGAGCGAUGUAACCACUCUCAGAGGAGAGCUACAGGAUCCCGCCAUGCAAGAACCCGCACUGUCAUCUGCAGACUUCCUGGACCCAACAGGAGAAACUACCUCAAACAAGGAAGGAGAGAGACUCCAGGACACAGUGAAGAAGAGACAUUUGACUGCAGGGGCGAAGACAGAGGCUGAAUCCCAUCCACAAGAGACCAAGGCCAGGCAGGGAGCAACGCAGAAGGAGAAAUCGUUUUUAGGCAAUGGCUUUGCCUUUCCUGCGUCACUGGGAAUCCUGUUUGCUGUGGUGUGUUUCGGCAUAUACUGCAAUGGCUACUAUACUUCCCAGCCCCAACACGUGCCAAAAAAUCCAGUCGUGGAGGCCUUCUUGUCUGGGUUUCACCAGCUGAAGGACAGCUUUCCGGGCCAGAGCGCCCAUCUGUGGCUCAGAGGGCGUAAGUUACUGCAGAGGCAUCUCAACACUUCCAGUCCUACCGAGCCAGCUAUUUUAAUCUUUACCGCUGCCCGGGAAGGCGAAGAAACCUUAAAGUGCCUGAGCCACCGUAUUGCAGAGGUCUACUCCACCUCCCUCCAUGCCAGCACAAUCCAGAUUGAUGGCGCUGGGAAAGCCAGGCUCAGCAGCGACACGGCCAAGCUGGAAGUAGAUCGUGAGCUGAGCGCCGGCUUCGAGGAGGGCAAGAGGGCCGCCGUGGUGCACCGGUUUGAGUCACUGCCGGCGGGCUCCACCUUGAUCUUUUACAAGUACUGCGACCACGAGAGCGCUGCCUUCAAAGACGUGGCGCUGCUCUUCACAGUCCUGCUGGAGGAGGAGAAGCUGGAGGCUAAUAUAGAUCUACUGCGGGCAGAGGAGAGAGUCCGCGAUUUCCUCUGGGCCAGAUUCACCAAUGCCGACACUCCCAGCUCCUACAACCACAUGGACACCGACAAGCUGAGUGGUUUAUGGAGCCGCAUCUCCCACCUGGUCCUGCCCGUCCAUCCCGUGAAAGCCAUAGAGACCUACGGCUGUUCUCUCCAAGCCAAACCGUAGAGGUUAAUGAAGUCAGCUUCCAGGCUAGCCAAA
This is a messenger RNA of Pelodiscus sinensis (Chinese soft-shelled turtle), 1816 nucleotides long. It is a transcript of the gene TOR1AIP2, whose product is annotated as torsin 1A interacting protein 2. Gene Ontology annotation, biological process: membrane organization. Gene Ontology annotation, cellular component: membrane. Gene Ontology annotation, molecular function: ATPase activator activity. The record is from RefSeq and is a predicted model, not a curated record. NCBI's taxonomy places the organism in Eukaryota, Metazoa, Chordata, Testudines, Trionychidae.